Belonocnema kinseyi is the source of this 1942-nucleotide messenger RNA. RefSeq names its product nuclear migration protein nudC (gene nudC). The record is from RefSeq and is a predicted model, not a curated record. The transcript is spliced from 7 exons. Gene Ontology annotation, cellular component: cytoplasm. NCBI's taxonomy places the organism in Eukaryota, Metazoa, Arthropoda, Insecta, Hymenoptera, Cynipidae. Gene Ontology annotation, biological process: protein folding. The coding region runs from base 181 to 1182 and encodes 333 amino acids.
UGGCAACCACAAUUCACGCAUUUACGGCAAUGACACACAUGCACAUACACCACUAACCAGAUUAACCAGGCAACGUGUUGUGCGUCGCGAGUUUUCACUUUUUUCGUAAAAAUCGUAAGAGGAACGUUUUUUCACUGUUUUUAGAGUUUAGACAAUUAAAAGUAAUUAAAAGGACGCAAGAUGCCGAAGGACCAAGAACAAUUCGACGGAAUGUUGCUGGCGAUGGCUCAACAACAUCAGGGUGGAGUGCAGGACCUGCUCGAUACGAUUUUUAGUUUCUUGGCUAGAAAAACAGAUUUCUAUACUGGUGGUGGCGAAGGAGCAGCAGAAAAGCUCGUGAUGAGUAUAUUUAAAAGGCACGAAGCGACAGCUGUAACAAAAACCGAGACAGAGAAAGCAGAGCGGGCCGAACAGGAGAAGAAACGUCGAGAGAGACUUGAGAAGAAGCGAAAAGAGGAACAGGCCGCUGAAAAAAUGGAAACUGACUCAAAAAUUGUAGAGCUCACUGACGAGCAGGCUGCAAAACUACAAGAAGAAAUAGACAAUAAGAAAGCCGCUCAGAAACUGGAGGCCGUCGCAUCGUCUAGCUCCAUGGAAAGUGAAAUCACAACUAAAUUAGAAGAUUUAGAGGAAGAAGAGGACGAGAGUGAAAAGGGGAAACUGAAGCCUAAUAAUGGAAAUGGUGCGGAUCUGCCCAAUUACCGGUGGACGCAAACUCUUCAAGAAGUCGAGAUAAGGGUGCCUUUGAAUGUCAGUUUUACUGUAAAGCCUAGAGACGUCGCUGUUCAGAUUUCAAAGAAACAUCUAACUUGCGGCGUGAAAGGACAACCUCCGAUCAUCGAUGGAGAUUUCCCGCACGAGGUCAAACUCGAAGAAUCGACCUGGGUUAUUGAGGACGGCAAAACGCUGCUAAUCAACCUGGAAAAGAUAAACAAAAUGCAAUGGUGGGCUCAUGUGGUGACGAGUGAUCCAGAAAUCAGUACAAAGAAGGUCAGUCCUGAGCCAAGUAAACUGUCCGAUCUUGAUGGAGAAACAAGAGGUCUUGUCGAGAAAAUGAUGUACGACCAAAGGCAAAAGGAACUUGGUCUACCGACCUCCGAUGAACAGAAAAAGCAGGAUGUUAUUAAAAAGUUCAUGGAGCAGCAUCCUGAAAUGGACUUUUCCAAAUGCAAGUUCAACUAACUUGUUGUAGAUAUGUAAAAAUAUUUUACUACUCCUCAAUUGGAACCCUCAUCGCUUCAAUUCAGAUCGGGAAUAAAGUUACAUCCAUCGAGAUUAGCACUGCAUCUUUACCGUUACUCCUAACUUAUCAUCGGAGGCGAUUCACGAGUUUAAUGAAUAGUCGGCAGACGGCAGGACUUACUGGUGAUUCGAAGACCAGAUUUUUGACACAUAAACUGAUUCAAAUUUUUUUUUUCUAGAAUAUGUGGUUUUAAUUUUGUCAAAGAUUUUUCGUAUUACACGUACUUAUAUGUGGCGUCAUUUUUUAUAUUUUCGUUACCGCACAAAUAAAAAUCGAAUUGUCAAGAAACUAAAUGUCUGAAGAAAUCUACCGCUGAUACAAAUUUCUAUGUGUAACACAAGAUCGCAAGCGGGCAUAUUCUUAUUUACAUUUUUAAAGUACCUACAAUAUUAUUUACAAUGAUGAGAAUUUUUUUUUAAGUUCAUAAUUAAUAUUUCGUAGAUUACGAAUCCGUUUGCAAAAAUGAGCUAGAACGUCGAGAUUUCGUGGAAAUCAGUGUCGCAGGAUUAAACAUAUACGUUUUUGACCAUUUAAUAGCUGAAAGGAAAAUUUUACAAACUUUUAUUUGAACCUACGUCGAAGUCAGAACCGGCUGAUGCUUUUUUUCUAGGCGUGGGCUGUGGCAUAUACUUAUAAUAUUGAACGACACAUACAUAAAUAAUGAAAAACAAUAAAUGGUAAAUAAUAAAUAAUAAUAAA